This is a messenger RNA of Rattus norvegicus (Norway rat), 4151 nucleotides long. It is a transcript of the gene Foxn1, whose product is annotated as forkhead box N1. Gene Ontology annotation, biological process: blood vessel morphogenesis; regulation of positive thymic T cell selection; lymphoid lineage cell migration into thymus. The record is from RefSeq and is marked validated. Bases 1084 to 3030 code for a protein of 648 amino acids. The transcript has 9 exons. Gene Ontology annotation, molecular function: DNA binding; DNA-binding transcription factor activity; DNA-binding transcription activator activity, RNA polymerase II-specific. Gene Ontology annotation, cellular component: nucleus. Lineage: Eukaryota; Metazoa; Chordata; Mammalia; Rodentia; Muridae.
CUGGGAUUAAAGGCCUUCACCACUAACCACUGCCUGUCCUUUACCUUUUUUCCUUGUGUGUGUGUGUGUGUGUGUGUGUGUGCACGUGAUAUGGGGGUCUCACAAAUGCAGCCUAGGCUGACCUUAAAUUUGUCAUCCUCCUGCCUCUGCCUCCCAGAUUACACACUAUUAGCUCAACUAGGAAAGAGUUCUGUCUCCAAAUUCUUUGUCAGGUCUAUCCCCACCACUCAGGGCUUCAAAAUUCCCCUCGAAAGGUGGAGUUAGGGGCUUUUCCCUUUCUGGCUAUCCAAAGGUGUCAUGUUCUUGAAUAUGAGAAUGCCUACUAACCUUGAAGGGGAAGCCACCUUGCUCCUAGAAACAAGAUCUGGGGGUAGGCUCUUGGUCUUGGAGCAUGGGUGCCAGCAGAAGCAGGUAGGCAGAAGGGAGGAAAAGGCAGAUCAUAAAUGACUCCCAAGAAGAAAAGCAAGCAUUACUGUGGAUGAGGUCUCGGGUGGACACGAGAGGUCCCUAGAGAGAGAUCUCUAAGGAGGGAGAGUACAGGAGGGCCAAUUUCUUAAGCUAGGUGUCCAUAGCAAGGGAGAAGAGAGGCCUAAAACAAUUCUAGGAGUAGAGGGUAGCUUUGAGAACCAGCCUUUCUUUUUUUCUUUCAAAUCUCUUUCUGACCAUUUACAAGACAGGCAUCCAUAGGUAUGUCAAAGACAUCCAUCCAUCCACCUGUCUAUCCAUGGCCCAUCUAUCUGUUCAUCUGUAAGUCAUUCAUCUAUCUCUUCAUCCAUCCUCUGUCUGUCUAUCCAUCUUCCAUCCAACCACCCACCCAACUAUCCAUCCACCUGUCUAGAGAGGUCAGGGCUACUGGGAAGGGCCUGUGGUCCUGUGGCAUUUAUGGGGCAUGUGACUUGCCUGCUUGGCCCGGGGAGGCAGUCCCACCCCUGCCCUGGGGCAGGGGGCCGGUCCUGACAUGUGGGCGUAUUUAUACCUGGAUGGAGGCUCCCCUGAAGCUGAAAGCUGGAUGACUCCCCAAAGCCGGGAUGGUGUCCUCGGCCCAGAGCCCACUCUGGCUUUCUUCGAGGCCAGGACUGGGUGAUGGUGUCGCUACUCCCUCCGCACUCUGACGUCACACUUCCAGGCUCCACCCGACUGGAGGGCGAACCCCAAGGGGACCUCAUGCAGGCUCCGGGCCUCCCAGGCUCCCCUGCCCCACAGAACAAGCACGCCAACUUCAGCUGCUCAUCAUUUGUGCCUGAUGGCCCUCCAGAGAGGGCCCCCUCGCUGCCCCCCCACAGCCCAAGCGUCGCAUCUCCAGGCCCAGAGCAGAUCCAGAGCCACUGCACAGCUGGACCUGGCCCAGGCUCCUUCCGCCUUUCUCCCUCAGACAAGUAUCCUGGCUUUGGCUUUGAGGAGGGCCCAGCAGGCAGCCCAGGGCGCUUCCUCAGGGGCAACCACAUGCCUUUCCACCCUUACAAGGGGCACUUCCAUGAAGACAUCUUCUCUGAGGCCCAGACGGCCAUGGCGCUUGAUGGACACUCCUUUAAGACUCAGGGGGCACUGGAAGCCUUUGAGGAGAUCCCUGUGGAUGUGGGGGAUGCUGAGGCCUUUCUGCCUAGCUUCCCAGCAGAGGCUUGGUGCAAUGGACUCCCUUACCCCAGCCAGGAACACAACCAAGUUCUGCAGGGGUCAGAGGUCAAGGUCAAGCCCCAAGCUUUGGACAAUGGUCCUGGGAUGUACUGCUACCAGCCUCCCUUGCAGCAUGUGUACUGUUCUUCUCAGCCCACCUUUCAUCAGUACUCCCCGGGUGGAGGCAGCUACCCUGUGCCCUACCUGGGCUCCACUCACUACCCCUAUCAGAGGAUUGCGCCCCAGGCCAACGCAGACGGUCACCAGCCACUCUUCCCAAAGCCCAUCUACUCCUACAGCAUCCUCAUCUUCAUGGCCCUUAAGAACAGCAAGACCGGAAGCCUUCCAGUCAGUGAAAUCUACAAUUUCAUGACGGAGCACUUCCCUUAUUUCAAGACUGCGCCUGAUGGCUGGAAGAAUUCUGUUCGCCAUAACCUGUCUCUCAACAAGUGCUUUGAGAAGGUAGAGAAUAAAUCCGGAAGUUCCUCCCGAAAGGGCUGUCUGUGGGCCCUCAAUCCUUCCAAAAUCGACAAGAUGCAGGAAGAGCUGCAGAAGUGGAAGAGGAAAGACCCCAUUGCUGUGCGCAAAAGCAUGGCCAAACCAGAAGAGCUGGACAGCCUCAUCGGAGACAAAAGGGAGAAACUGGGUUCUCCUCUGCUAGGAUGUCCACCACCUGGGCUGGCAGGCCCAGGUCCCAUCCGGCCCCUGGCACCUUCAGCUGGUCUUACCCAGCCUCUACACCCAAUGCAUCCAGCUCCAGGUCCCAUGCCUGGCAAGAACCCCCUGCAGGACCUACUGGGUGGCCAUGCACCCUCCUGCUACGGGCAGACCUACCCACACCUUUCUCCCAGCCUGGCCCCUUCUGGACACCAGCAGCCAUUGUUUUCACAGCCAGAUGGGCAUCUUGAUCUGCAGGCCCAGCCAGGCACCCCCCAGGACUCACCUCUACCUGCCCACACACCACCCAGCCACGGUGCCAAGCUGCUGGCUGAGCCUUCCUCAGCCAGGACCAUGCACGAUACUCUGCUACCAGACGGAGACCUUGGCACUGACCUGGACGCCAUCAACCCCUCUCUCACUGACUUCGACUUCCAGGGAAAUCUGUGGGAGCAGCUGAAGGAUGACAGCUUGGCCCUGGACCCCCUCGUACUGGUGACCUCAUCCCCAACGUCAUCCUCCAUGUUGCCCCCUCCACCAGCGGCCCAUUGCUUCCCUCCAGGGCCUUGUCUGGCAGAAACAGGCAAUGAGGCAGGUGAACUGGCACCUCCAGGCAGCGGUGGCUCCGGUGCUCUGGGAGACAUGCACCUCAGCACCCUCUACUCGGCCUUUGUGGAACUGGAACCCACGCCCUCCUCAGCAGCUGCCAGCACUGCCGUGUACCUCAGUCCCGGCUCGAAGCCAAUGGCUCUGGCUUGAGCUGUGCCCAACAUCAGCUCAGUGCCUAGCUGGCUGCCCAUAUAGGGCUCACCUUAAAGGUCAAAGAAGGAAAACACUACUUGUCUCCUAUGUCACUCAGCCAACUUAUUUGUUAGCCAGAAGCUAGGGGAUCCACCUAGGAUGCUACCGGGUGACGCGCUCCACACGCGGGCUCCAGCAAGGAAAGUGUCGGAAAAGUGACAGCGCGCCCCCUAGUGCCAGGUCACUCGAACUUCAGCUCUCGAGUGUCACUCAAGCUCAACCCACCUGCUCAUUUGAUUUCUGGGGCAGCUGAGCGCUAAAAGCUUUAGUUAGCAAAGCUCAGGGCCAGUGUGACAGGUCAAAGAUCAACCCCCCCAAACCUCAUCAUAAUCCCCAUUUGCUCUACAGGUGUGACCCACUUCAGUCAUAUUCUCUCCCAGAAAUCUCUAUUUAUUCUCCUAUCUUACACCCUUAUAGCCUACAGGGUCUCCUCCCACGUGACCUGUGAACCCCUUAGGGAGACAGCUACUUCAUAGGACUUAUCUAUUCAUCCUGAGUAUAUACUCUGGCUGGCCACCUCCAGGGUGACACACAGAAGGGGGCAGCAUCUACCCUGGGACCAAACUGAGCCCAAAUCCAACACAAAGUGUUUGGAAAGAACUCUUGUCCUCAGAAACUUGAACUUGUCCCCCUCUCUUAGUCUCAGCCACAGGAAAGGCCCCUUCCAAGUGGCCAAGUCUCAUUCCUUCUCAAAGAGUGGUUUCCUACACUUCAGACCCCAGCUUACGAGAUGCUGUCAACUGUUUCAAGCAUCCUGGGUAACUAGAGUUUGUAGCCCGCCACAGGAUGUGGUGUGUGUGAUUCACACACACACACACACACACACACACACACACACACACACACACACACACACACACCUGCAUAGCAGACUUGGGACUCCCAGGGAGCCGGCAGAGCUGUGAUUCAAAUGCCCACCAUGACCCACCAAGUGGGAUUCUCAGCCUUCCCUGGGCCUGAGGGCAAUAAGUACCUCCAUAGGUUGUCCCCAAGCUCACACAAGGGUGGACGGAUCCCUCAGUCGUCACCUAUCAUCAUCCCCUGCCUGGAACAAUAAAGUAAGUGCCUGAUGGUUGCAA